This is a messenger RNA of Bicyclus anynana (squinting bush brown), 2989 nucleotides long. It is a transcript of the gene lt, whose product is annotated as vacuolar protein sorting-associated protein 41 homolog. The transcript has 2 exons. The record is from RefSeq and is a predicted model, not a curated record. Bases 164 to 2683 code for a protein of 839 amino acids. Gene Ontology annotation, biological process: vesicle-mediated transport; protein targeting to vacuole; cellular response to starvation. Gene Ontology annotation, cellular component: late endosome; HOPS complex. NCBI's taxonomy places the organism in Eukaryota, Metazoa, Arthropoda, Insecta, Lepidoptera, Nymphalidae. Gene Ontology annotation, molecular function: protein binding.
CUGAGGUCGUAAUGUACAGACUGAUUACACCCUGGUUUUGUCCAUUAUCUAAUUUAAAUUAUUUUAAAAUUGUAAACAGGAAAUAUAGCGUUAGCGUAAAUGAUAGAGACCACAUAAUGUAAUAUUAGUGAUUCACAUGUUUAUACUAUAAAUACAAAUAGCAAUGGCUGUGAACGAAACUAACAGCGACUGUUUGUCGCCGAACGAAGAACCCAAAUUGAAAUACGAUCGAAUGGGUAACGACGUACAAAAUAUACUUUUAAAAGACGCCGUAAGCUGUAUCUGCGUGCAUACAAAGUUCAUCUGCCUGGGAACGCAAUGGGGAGUGAUUCAUCUGCUCGACCACGAAGGUAACACGGUUCCCAUAUCGCAAGACAACAAUCAGAAGGAUCUGCAAGCUCACGCGAUCGCAGUGAACAAGAUCUCGGUGGACAUGAACGGAGACUACAUCGCGAGCUGCUCCGACGACGGCAAGGUGCUGGUGUACGGCCUCUACACGGACGACAACACGCACAGCUUGACGUUGGGCAGAGGCGUGAAGGCCGUGGCCUUGGACCCCUACUACUUCAAGUCUGGCUCCGGCAGAAGGUUUCUUACAGGAGACAAAAAAUUAAUACUUUAUGAAAAGACAUUCCUCAACAGACUGAGAAGUACAGUCCUCUGUGAAUGCGAAGGAGAUGUGCAAGCCAUCUCGUGGCAUGACAGAUUUGUAGCCUGGGCCAGUGAAGUGGGUGUGAGGGUAUAUGACCUGGUGGCCAGAUGCUCCCUUGGCCUCAUACAAUGGGAAAAGAGCCCCAACCACUCUAUAGAAGACUUUCGCUGCAACCUUCUCUGGUCUGCUCCGAAGACCCUUAUGAUUGGCUGGGUAGACACCAUACGUAUAUGUGUCAUACGCAAGAGGAGUCAAAUUGAAUUGCAAACACGUGAUGUCACUGAAUUUCUGGUUGAUCCGAUCCACACUUUCCAGACUGAUUACUACAUCAGUGGCCUGGGGCCCCUGGACAACCAAUUGGUGUUACUCGGUGUGCCGAAGGAAUGUGAUGCUGAAACUGGCAAGGCUCAACGGCCCGUGCUAUUGGUAGCUGACUACAAAGACUGUGAAUUUUGUGAGGUUUCGACUGACAGCCUUAAUAUAAGAGGUUAUGAAGCAUAUUCAUACAAUGACUACUAUUUGGACAUGCUCAUAGAAGAAAAUAGGUUCUUUAUAGUAUCCCCAAAGGACAUAGUCAUAGCGAGUCCAUAUGACAUUGACGACAGGGUGAACUGGCUCACUGAAGAGGGCAAAUUCGAAAGAGCCAUGACAGUAUUAGAGGAGGUGGGAGGAAAAACAACUAAACAUUCAAUAGUAACUGUAGGGGUUCAGUAUUUAGACCAUUUAAUGUCAGAACAUCUUUACGAGGAAGCUGCUAUUCUGUGUGCUCGAAUAUGUAAAAAUGAUAAGAUGUUAUGGGAGAAUCAAAUCUUAAAAUUUGUAGAUGUAAAACAAUUACGUUCCAUAAGUCCCUAUGUUCCUCGGAACCCGGAACAGAGACUGAGUCCACAGAUUUAUGAACUUAUUUUUUGUGAAUACUUGAAGGUGGACCCCAACGGAUUUCUAAAACUGGUCCAAGAGUGGAACCCAGCUCUGUACAGAACUGCUGUCAUUGUAGACAAAGUUUUAGAACAUUUAAUGACAACUAAGGUAGAAAAUAUUUAUUUGGAAGCUUUAGCUCUGCUCUACUGCUAUCAGAAAAAGUUCGACAAAGCUCUGACAACUUACUUGAAACUACAACACAAGGAUGUUUUUAAGUUGAUCACAGACCACGACAUGUACUAUGUGAUAUAUGACAAAAUUGUUGAACUGAUGUCUCUGGACUGUGACAAAGCCAUUUCUAUACUUAUCCAAGGCCGAGCCAAAGUUCCCGUUGAGGUAGUAGAGAACCAACUUGAAAGCAAUGAUGAGUAUUUGUUCAAAUAUUUAGAUGCCUACAGUAAAGUGGAGACAAAUGGACGGUAUCAUGGAAAACUAGUUCGCCUGUAUGCCAAAUAUGCCCGACAAAAACUAUUACAAUUUCUGAAAUGCAGUGAUAACUAUCCUAUACAAGAAGCAUUAGACGUCUGUCAAAGCAAUGACUUCUAUCCUGAAAUGGUAUUCCUUCUUGGACGUAUUGGCAAUACAAGAGAGGCUUUACAAAUCAUAAUAGACAAGUUGCAAGACAUUAACCAAGCUAUAUAUUUCUGUCAAGAACACAACGACAGGGAACUCUGGACAGAUCUCAUCAAACAUACCAUAGAUAAGCCUGAAUGUGUCACUUUACUUCUCAAAAGAAUUGGCAAUUAUGUGGAUCCAAGGAUGUUAAUACAGAACAUUCAAUCUGGUUGUGAAAUAAAAGAUUUGAAGGAGUCUCUCGCCAAAAUGAUGUGCGAUUAUCAUUUACAGAUGUCAGUCCAAGAAGCCUGCAAGGUGAUAACGUUAAGGAACUACUUUGAUCUGCACGAGAAACUCAUAGUCAAUCAGCAAAGAGGAAUCUCUGUUACGGAUGAAUUUUUGUGCAGUGCGUGUCAAGGACGCAUUAUAAUUAGGGAUUUGUCGGAUGCCUCUGAUUUGGUAGUGUACAAUUGUCGACAUUCGUUCCAUAUAGAAUGUUUGCCCGACGGUGUGAAGCAUAGCAGUUGCAGUGUCUGUAGUGCUGUCAAAAUAUGACCAACAGAAUGCUCAAACUCCUGCUACAUAGGACUGUGUAUAUUCAAUUGAAUGUUUGUAAUUGUGUAUUUUAAUUACAAUAUUAUAAAUAGUGUACCUGAUAAGGUUGAAGUUAAUGAAUUGAUUUGGUCAUGUUAUCAAAUGUUAUGGUGCUUGUAUUUGUGCAACUAAUUAUUUUCAUAUAAUCAAUUAAUUUCUGAUACACAUGCUCCAAGUUUGCAACAACAAAUUAUUUCCUGAAUAUACCUACUAUUUAUAAAGACCUAUAAUGAAUUUUGAUAAUAAACCUAAAUAUGUAUAAUACUA